UACUGUCUGUCUGGUCAAAAAAUAGCUCCAACUGCCUGCUGUGUGCAACGAAUAAUCCCCCACCACCACCACACUGUCCUCUCCCCUGUCCAACCGAGCUCCAGUCGCUGUUAGUCGGCUUGUUUUGAAUUAUGAACUCCUGCACAGGACGCAGCUUUCGACAUUUUUCCACGGAGAUGGAUUUUGCACAACAAUUACCGUGUUUUGCACAAAAGCUAAACCGGCAGGUGAAGACUGCAAACUGAAGAUAACACCAGUCUCGGUUGCAUAAGCUACAAAAAAAAAAAGAGCAAUGGCGAGCUUCCUAAGCACGGAUGAUUCAUCUCCAGCGGCUCUCACGGAUCUGUGCCUGACCUAUGUGAGCCAGAAUCUGGAGUGUUUCUGCGUGAAGCGCCCUGAUGGCUCCCUGUGCUUCAGAGAGGCUGUGCUCUUCCCACAGGAGCUGGCUGACCAGCUGCUGGCCAAGAUGGCCACUGAAGGUCCGCUGAAUGACAGCACAGUGGGUGUGUUUCGUAACUGUGAAUACCUGCGGCUGAGACGAGCCUGCAUCCGUUCAGCUCGAAUCUCUGCAGAGGCUUUCCAGAAAGCCCUCUGCCCGCACAGACUGCUGGAGCUGGACGCUGCCAGAGUCAAUGCAGACCUCACUAUUUCUGAUAUUCUACAGGGACUGGCCACCAAUAAAUAUUGUCAGGAGUCCCUCCAGCGACUCGUCUUAACAGGUCUAACGAUGUCCUCGCUGGAGGAGCCAAUCCGUUAUCGCUUCAGCUCCCUGCAGGGCCUCCGCUCCCUCUCUCUAGCCAACGUAGACUUCUAUGAUUCUGGGCUUGUCGACGUGUGUUCCCUGCCUCGCCUCGAGAGCCUCGAUCUCUCCAACACCUCAGUCACCAACCUGAGCCCGCUGCUGGGCCUGAAGGAGCGUCUGCGGUCGCUAACACUGCACCAGCUGAAAAGGCUGGAGAUGAGCACGGCUCAGCUGCUCGGCGUCAUCGGCCAGCUGAAUGUACUGCAGCACCUGGACAUCAGUGAUGAUAAGCAGUUUACAUCUGACGUGGCUCGUCAGCUGCUUGGACAGCCUGGGAUCCUGCCCGCUCUUGUUUCCCUGGAUGUGUCGGGGAGGAAACAGGUGACAGAUGCAGCUGUUAAGGCAUUCGUUGAGGAGAGGCCAGGGAUGACCUUUAUGGGACUUCUGGCCACAGAUGCUGGAUUUUCUGAUUUCCUCUCCGGAGAAGGGAAUCUGAAGGUAACAGGAGAAGCCAACGAGACGCAGAUCUGCGAGGCACUGCGUCGCUACAGUGAGAGGGAAGGUUUUGUGAGAGAAGCUCUGUUUCAUCUGUUCAGCCUGACGCACGUCAUGGAAAAACCCAGGCCUGACAUCCUGAAGCUGGUAGUUUUGGGCAUGAAGAAUCACCCCGCCACUCUGAAUGUCCAGCUGGCGGCCAGCGCCUGUGUGUUCAACCUGACGAAGCAAGACCUGGCGGCAGGAAUGCCGGUGCGACUGUUGAGUACCGUCACUCAGCUUCUACUGGAGGCCAUGAGGACAUUCCCCAACCACCAACAGCUGCAGAAGAAUUGCCUGCUGUCUCUGUGCAGCGAUCGCAUCCUGCAGGAGGUUCCAUUCAACAGGUUCGAAGCUGCCAAACUGGUGAUGCAGUGGCUCUGCAACCACGAGGACCAGAACAUGCAGAGGAUGGCUGUCGCUAUCAUUUCCAUACUGGCUGCCAAGUUGUCCACAGAGCAGACGGCUCAGCUGGGUGCAGAGCUGUUCAUAGUCAAGCAACUGCUCCACAUUGUGCGUCAGAAGGCCACUCAGGGCAUGGUGGACGCCACCCUCAAAUUCACACUGAGUGCACUCUGGAACCUCACUGACGAGUCACCAACAACCUGCCGCCACUUUAUCGAGAACCAGGGCCUGGACCUGUUUAUUAAAGUUCUAGAGUCCUUCCCCAACGAGUCUUCCAUUCAGCAGAAGGUUCUCGGACUCCUGAACAACAUAGCAGAGGUCGGGGAGCUGCAUGGAGAGCUGAUGGUGCAAGGAUUUCUGGACCACAUCAGCACUCUGCUGCACAGCCCAGAGGUGGAGGUCAGCUACUUCGCCGCAGGCAUCCUCGCACACCUGACGUCACGAGGAGAGGAAGCCUGGACGCUCAGCCCUGACCUUCGAUCCUCGCUGUUAGAGCAGCUGCAUGCUGUCAUCAUAAAGUGGCCCCCGCCUGAGUGUGAAAUGGUGGCCUACAGGUCAUUUAAUCCCUUCUUUCCCCUACUGGAGUGCUUUCACACCCCCGGUGUGCAGCUGUGGGCGGCCUGGGCCAUGCAACAUGUCUGCAGCAAGAACGCCGCCCGCUACUGCAGCAUGCUAUUGGAGGAGGGAGGCCUGCAGCAGCUGGAGCUCGUUCACACACACCCACAGACCCACAAAGACGUGAAACAGUUGGCAAAGAGCAUUCUGGAGAGCCUGCAGAACCACAGAGCCCGCACCGGCCAGCCCGCACAAACACAGACAAGUCGGCGGCCGCCACAACAAUAACCUCACAGAG
Molecule: messenger RNA, 2534 nt
Organism: Larimichthys crocea (large yellow croaker)
Lineage: Eukaryota; Metazoa; Chordata; Actinopteri; Sciaenidae
Gene: zyg11
Product: zyg-11 family member, cell cycle regulator
Exons: 18
Coding region: 293-2524 (743 amino acids)
Cellular component (GO): Cul2-RING ubiquitin ligase complex
Molecular function (GO): protein binding
Source: RefSeq, a predicted model, not a curated record